This is a messenger RNA of Leptidea sinapis, 1186 nucleotides long. RefSeq lists its product as uncharacterized. Gene Ontology annotation, cellular component: elongator holoenzyme complex. The record is from RefSeq and is a predicted model, not a curated record. The coding region runs from base 238 to 981 and encodes 247 amino acids. Gene Ontology annotation, biological process: tRNA wobble uridine modification. The transcript has 2 exons. NCBI's taxonomy places the organism in Eukaryota, Metazoa, Arthropoda, Insecta, Lepidoptera, Pieridae.
CCGAAUUCCGACCAUUCUGAUUUCCGGCUAUACUUUACAUUGAUUUUACUGCGUCACGGGUUAUAAAAUAAAAAUAAUUUUUGGUUGCUAAAUUGGGUGUGGGUUUAUAAUUGUAAAUUGUAAUAAAAAAAUUGCAUUUCAGUUCCCAAGUUAUCGCUAUAUCAUUGAAUAUAGUGUAUAAAACUGGCUACUUAUUAAACUUGAAAAAUUACUUAGGUACAUAAUUUUAAAAUAUUCAUGUCUGAUAUAAUAUCUAUCCUCAAAUUGGACCAGAGGCACAUAUCAAAUGUAAUAGUAGCAAAAGAACUCAAUCAUUGUGAUAGCUCAUUUAUUACCAGUUGUGUGCUUGGACAUUGCAUCAAAACAGGCAGUAGUGUGUUUGUAAUUUGUUUGCAUAGUACCACACCUCACUAUGAAAGUGUUGGAAUGAAAAUGUCAUACAACUUACAGAAGAGUAUUAACAGUGGUCUUAUAAAGUUUUUUAAUCUAGAUAUGAUGGAUGUUGGUUUAGGGCUGCAAACAAAUUGUUUAGUUUCACCUGAGAAAUUUAUUACACAGGCAAAAAGGUAUCUUGAGGCUAUGAAAAAUAAGCAUUUGCAUGUUAACAUUAUAUUUGAAGGAGUCUCUCAUUUAUUUGAUAUAGGAUAUAGCCUGAAAGAAAUUCAUUUUAUAUGCAAAGAGCUGGUUGAUAUAACAAGAAAAGAUAAAUCUUUCUUAUUGUUAAACUGCAAUGUUGCAAACGAAGGUGAUGAGACUCACGUCUUGGCAAAUUUAUUAGCGCAUAAAUCUGAUGUUGCUGUGGAUAUAAAUCAAUUGAGUUCUGGGUGGAGUAUAGAUGUCACGGGAAAUAUAAAUGUUGUGUAUCCAAGUCGCAAGUUUAACUCUGAUUAUGUGUACAACUUAGACCCAAAGCCUUCCCACCACUUGUUCAAAAUGUUUGAUAGAGGCGUCAAGUUACUAGUACCUGGUACAUUACAUUAACAAAUUACUAGCCCUAGAAAGAUCUUACAUACCUGUGUAGCGUCAGUCACUCUGACAUCUUUAUGCUAUUCAACGUACACAGCAUAUUUAAUGGCACAGUUUAUUGUAUGUAAAACACAUAUGUUAUGUAUGAUUUAGAAGUUAAGAAUCUACCAUUCUAAUGUAGUUAAUAAAAUAUUUUAUAAUAAAAAUAUAAGAAAAUUUA